Messenger RNA from Onthophagus taurus, 1773 nucleotides. Its product is annotated as cilia- and flagella-associated protein 53. NCBI's taxonomy places the organism in Eukaryota, Metazoa, Arthropoda, Insecta, Coleoptera, Scarabaeidae. The record is from RefSeq and is a predicted model, not a curated record.
UAAAAGAAACCCCUUUCACGUUGUAUCCAUGGCAAUACCCCAACUAACAAGUCAAUCUGAUUCAUAGUUUUGUCAAUUUAGUUUCAAUACAGUGUUUGAGUUCUUGUAGUAAACACAAGAAACGAAAAUGUUUGGUGGUGCUUUAGAAAAACCAAAGCUUCCGGAGAAAAGGCCGAAAAAAAGAGCGGACUUUCAAGACAUUCUUAUGCCAGGAGUUGAACCAGGGACUUUUGGACACGUUGCUCGACCUCCCGAUUCAAAUUAUUCAACGCGAAUACGACAAUAUCACCAACGCAACGAUUCUCUUUACAAUUCGGGCAUUGAGAAAGAAGCCAAAAAAGUAGCCAAAGAAAAUUAUUUAGUAACAUGGGAAACCCACACUGGUUCUUCAAGAUUUAAAAGAAACUUAAAUUUACGACUUCAAGAAAAAAUGAAUGCAUACGAUGACGAAAUCGAAAGAAAACGGGAGCGAAUGAGGAAAUUAAUGGCUGAAGACGAACGCGAUUUUUAUUACGAAACCAUUGAUAACUUACAAAAAGGAAAAACACUUAAGUUGAACGAAAUAAAAGAGAAAAUUGCACGGUUACGAAGCGAAAGAGAAACCGAACGAUUAAAAUUGGUUGAGCAAAAGAGACUUCAACAAUACGCAGAUCGCUGUGAAGAAUUACGCCCAAUAAUGGCCGAAAAACGUCUUAAAGAAUCAAAAAUAAUUCAAUUACAACAAAUGCGUGAAAAUGAAGCUAGAAGACAAGCUGAUAAGGAACUCGAUGGGAUGUGGUAUCAAAUGAUGCAAAAGGAAUUAUUUUGUAGGAUGCAACGAGAAGAACAAGAAGAAAUCGAUCUCCACUUAAAACAAGUCCAACAACGAGAAGAUCUCGAAAAACAAAUUAAAGGGAAUAUACAAGCUCGAGAAGAAGCGAAGCGAUUGAAAGAAGAAGAUCGAAUUGAAUUAGAACGAAUGAUUGCGGAAUUAAAAGAACAAGAAUUACAAAAGUCUAAUGAUGCGCGUAAAAAGAGCAAAGAAAACGCGGAAGAACUACGAAAACAAAUUGAAUUCCAACGGCAACUUCUUGCCGAAAGAGCCAAAGCGGAAGAGGAAUUAGAAAUGGCUUACACGAAAUUAGCUCAGGAACAAUACGAGAAGGAAAGAUCGGGAAUCAAAAAUACAAAAUCCGUUGCAAAUAGAGAACUCAAAAUGUACAGCGAAUAUUUGAAACAACUUAAAGUUAAUGACAAAAUCGAAGAAGAAAGAUUAGGUCAACUUUUGAAAGAAUUUAGUUUGGCAGCACAAAAGAAAGAGGAUGAUGCGAGAUGUAAAGUUAUACAAGCGAAACAAAAAUUAUUAGAGGAUACCAUAAAAGGAAUCGCGGAACAAAGAGCAUAUAAACUUAAGAAGGCGCAGGAAGAACUUAAAGAACAAGAGGCGGCUAAUGAACUCAUGAAACUUUGCAUUGACACUAAUAAUAAGCUUAUAGAGGAGUAUAAAAGGAAUCAGUUUUGCGUUAAACAAAAAUAUAAGGAAGAUUUGGAGAAGCAAAUUAAUUAUAAUAAAUUAUUGAAGGAACGUGAAAACGCAGAACUUGAAAGAAUGUUGGAACUCGGAAGAAAAGAAGAGGAAGAUUACAAACAGAAAGUUAAGGAUAUAAUUGAACAAUCGUUUAACGAUGCCGGUUUCAAACAUCCAUUUAGGGCCGUUUUAGAACAAUACGAUUGCAGAUGUCCUGAAACGCCAGUGGUUCGUCCAAAAUAUUAACAAUACAAAAACUAACCAUA